Cheilinus undulatus (humphead wrasse) is the source of this 3690-nucleotide messenger RNA. It is a transcript of the gene plag1, whose product is annotated as pleiomorphic adenoma gene 1. Gene Ontology annotation, biological process: cell fate commitment; regulation of transcription by RNA polymerase II. The coding region runs from base 244 to 1668 and encodes 474 amino acids. NCBI's taxonomy places the organism in Eukaryota, Metazoa, Chordata, Actinopteri, Labriformes, Labridae. Gene Ontology annotation, molecular function: histone deacetylase binding; DNA-binding transcription factor activity; RNA polymerase II cis-regulatory region sequence-specific DNA binding. Gene Ontology annotation, cellular component: nucleus; cytoplasm. The transcript has 3 exons. The record is from RefSeq and is a predicted model, not a curated record.
CUCGAAAGAGGGGAAAGCAAAACAUUUUCAGGCCCGCCGCGUCUAGCAAAAAAUAUGAGAAAAAAAUUAUUAAAAAUUCGGAAAAUAGUUGAAAGUGAAGAAAACCCCAACAGAAAGGAUGCUAAAGCGUCCGUGGCCCCUGUGUCUGGGCAGUGUUGAGCACAUAAAACUGGACAGAAUAAUUGUGAAAAUACUAGUUUGGCACCGCACCUUGUCCAUGUAGCUGGUCUGCCUUCGAGUGCCAUGGCCACAGGAACCCAGGACCAUCGUGACCACGUCCUGGAGAAAGCCAAGCUUGUGCCGCCCAUGGGGAGGCGCAGGAGAACAGAGGGCAAGCCGAAAAAGAAUUUCUCCUGCCAGGAGUGUCAGAAAGCCUUCAACAGUCUGGAAAAGUUGAAAGUUCAUUCGUACUCUCACACAGGAGAAAGACCCUACCGUUGCUCCCAUCCCGACUGCACCAAGGCUUUUGUCUCCAAAUACAAGCUGCUACGGCAUAUGGCAACUCACUCGCCAGAAAAAAACCACAAGUGUUCAUACUGUGAGAAAAUGUUCCACCGCAAGGAUCACUUAAAGAAUCAUCUACACACUCACGACCCAUACAAGGAGGCUUUCACCUGUCAAGAGUGUGGCAAGAGCUACAACACCAAGCUGGGCUUCAAACGCCACCUCGCCCUCCAUGCUGCCAACAGUGGAGACCUUACCUGCCAAGUGUGCCUGCAGGCAUUCCCCAGCACUGGGGUUCUACUGGAACACCUCAAAACACAUGCUGGUAAAUCCUCUGGCGGGACCAAAGAGAAAAAGCAUCGAUGUGAGCAUUGUGAGCGACGAUUUUACACCCGUAAAGAUGUGCGGCGCCACAUGGUGGUGCACACUGGACGGAAGGACUUCCUUUGUCAGUACUGCGCGCAGCGCUUUGGAAGGAAGGACCACCUCACUCGUCACGUCAAAAAGAGCCAUGCCCGAGAGCUGCUGAGGGUAAAAACUGAGCCAGCUGAUUCGCUGGAGCCUGUUGUCUAUGACUUGGUACCUGGGGACAUCAAGGAUGAGCUCCCAGGAAUGGUGACUCCGAGGCCACAUCAGCUCGACAUAUACACAGGCCCUGUGUUGGACACAGAGUCGUUCCCCGCCCCCACACAACCUUUCUCUUUAAAGUAUGCGCUGGGCUCCAACUUUACCUCAUACACCUUCUCUUCACAAGAACGGGAGCAGAAUCUAAAGGGAGAACUGGAGACCUACCUGAUGGAGCUGCAGAGCAGUAUGCCCUCCUCAUCCUCUGCAGCACAAGAGCCCCAACUCUCCUCCAAACAUGAGCUAGAGACUCAAGUGGAUGUGCUAGAGGAAGCGAACCAGGAGGUUUCCCUGUCCAAAAUAUCCACUCCAGUGGCAGCUGCCACUGCAGGAGACUCUCUGGCUUCGUCCUCCUCUCUGAUGGACUUCUCACAGCUUUUUAACUUCCUGCCACUCAACGGGCCUCCGUACAACCAAGCAGGGGGACAAGGCGUCACCUAUGCACCCGGUGAUGAAUCCACACCCUUGGUCCAGAUGCCCCCUCAGCCCCCUGAAGGCCCAGAGGCUGCAGAGAGUUCUCUUCAAGGACUCCCCUCCUCCUUCAUAUCCAGCCUUAGCACACCUACCACACUGCCCCGCUUCCAUCAAGCUUUUCAGUGAUCCAGUAUGUACUGCACUAGGCACACACACACCCAUGCAUACAUAGACAAAAUACACACUAAGCUACAGAAGAAGACCAUAAAACACUGAAACAAGACGUCACUGAUAAUAAAAGUUAAUACAAGACAUUUCUGUCCAUUUAUGGCAGGAUGAGAAGACACUUAGACAUAUGGCAGACACAUGAUGAUGCUUAGCCCUGAUAGCAGCAGACACACAUACACACAGAGAGAGAGGGAAUUAUUCAGCUGUUAUUUUUCUGAUGCUUCAAACAUCCUCAUAACUGCAGAAAAAUCCCCUUGUUACUGGGUGUUAAUUCUACAACGUCCACAUCCUUACAGUCAGGAACUUGCAAGCAUAUCAUGUAUUGUUUUGGCUACCAGCAGAAAUUCUAUUCAAGUCUAUUCAAAGAUCUGCAGCUUACACUAUAAAUUAAUAUCUUGAACUGCAGCACAAGCAACAGAAUCCAGCCACAGGGGUCAGAGCAGUUUCUGUGUUUUACUGCUCAGUGCAAGUUUUAAAAAAUACACAUACACAUACAUAAGCCCAAACUUCCUCAACAGUAUAAAAACAGCCAAACAAGAACAGAGCUAUGUCAGAUUGCUGUGACAUUUUUGUCUUCCCUACUUAACCCUCCAUGUGUAAGAAUAUAUUGGCCUUUGUAUGCAGAUUUUCCAAAAGAUAUACAAUUUUUCAUGAUCAUCACCUCAUGACCUUCUCAUUUGGGGUAGGACCAGCGACUAAACUUAGCACAAAAAGUAAGGACAUUUGGUAAAUUAUGUCUAUGUUGUUCCAAUGCUUCUUGGCAAUAAAUCUUGCAAGGACCAUGCACUUGUAGGAUGAGCUGCAGAGCUGAUUAUGUGGGUUGCACACAUGAAAAAUUUGCCAAAUCGUCUCUGCCAAUGCCAAACAGCUGAUUCUGCCAUUGACUCUUGUUUGGUGUCGUUUGGUUGAUUGAUGUCUGAAGAAACAAGAUGCAUUGGCAAUUUAGCAAUUGAGUCUGGCAUAUACUCUUCAUGCUGGUCAACAGCCUGGUGGCACACUGCUGUGAGAUGGAAUCCCGUUCUUCAACCAGCUUUGGUUGUGUUGGUCACUAGUGCACGCCCAAGCUGAUCCCACAUGUGUUCAGUGGGGUUGAGGUCAGGACUGCUGGCAGGACAUUCCAUCCUCUCCACUCUCAAAUUCUGGAGGUAGUCUCUGAUAAACCCCGCUCUGUGGAGGCGAGCAUUGUCUUGAAGGAUAGAGUUCAGUCCUAGACUGUGGAGCUAUGGGAUUACCACUGGUUGCAGAAUUUAAUCUCUGAUAUCUCUCUGCAUUGAGAUUGCCUCCAAUGAUGACAUGCCUCACCCCACACCAUCACACUGCAUCCUCUAAAACAUGCUACUCUAUCGGUGCAGCAAUCAGCAUAGCAUUCUCCUCAUCUUCUCCUCACUUUGAUCCUACAAUUCAAGCGCCGUAGGCAGGAUCUAGACUCAUCGCUGAACAUAUGUUCCUCCACAUGUUCAGGUUCCAGUGCAUGUGCUGUUGACACCAGCGUAAACUGGCCCAACGGUGAAGGGCAGUCAUGGCAGGCCUCCUGGCAGCCCUAUGAGACCAGAGAUUGGCUGUGUGCAGUACAUUCUGGAUUGUCUGAGCAGAAAGCCGUCAGCCAUAUUGCCUGCAAUUCUGUAGAAGACAGCCUAUGGUUCCUAAGUGCUAACAGGGUGAGAUAGCAGUCUUCUUGGGAUGCUCACUUUUGGUCUCUUUGUCUCUCUCUUUAUAUGGAACUUAGCCUUCAGUUUUGAGAUGGCACCAGGGCUCACUUCUAAUAAUGCUGCAACUUGGUGUUGCAGAGCAACAACUUAAAGUUGCCCUAUCCAUAUCAGUCACACAUGUCUUGCUGAUCCUUGGAGCAGGCAUCUUCUGAACACUGAAGCAAAGCACAUGCUCACAGAGGGGUACCAGAAGCUCCAAACAAGAGUCAAAAGUAACAGCAGAAUAAGCUGUUUGGCACUGGCAGAGAAGAUUGAGCAAUUUUUUUAUUGC